CAGCACAUCAGCUCAUCCGAUGGUCCUCAGUUUAUCUCAGCCCGGUUUAUAGGACCAGAUUUCGCGGCGAAAUGCCACCCAAAGAGCCACAGCUGACCGGACUACAAGCACUGACUGCAGCUAAAUGAGAUUCUAGGAUGGAAAUGUUGCUGAGGGGAAACCUGAGGAGAGGAGUGGCGCUCUGCCUUCUGCUGCUGGCUCUCGUAAAUGAGGCCACAGGCCAGAGAAGAAAGGCAGGACGCAGGAACAACUACAGGCUGCAUGAUGAUGGAGGAAAUGGUCUGACAUGUUCGCUGGAGGUGGCUUUCAUCGUGGACAGCUCAGAGAGUGCCAAAAUAUUCCUGUUUGAGAAGCAGAAGGCCUUCGUGUUGAGCUUCAGCACCCGUCUCGCUAUGCUGCAGGUAGCCGGCUGGACGAUGAAGGUGCGAAUGGCUGCACUUCAGUACAGCAGCUCCGUGUCCAUAGAGCACCGAUUCUCUGACUGGAAAGACCUGGAUUCAUUUCACAGUCGAGUCAGCACCAUGAACUACAUCGGCCAUGGCACCUACACCACCUACGCCAUCACCAACGCCUCGCAGCUGCUGGUGCAGGAGACGCCGGCGGACAGCGUCAGGGUCGCGGUGCUGAUGACCGAUGGGGUCGACCAUCCCCGCAACCCUGACGUGAUUGCAGCUGCAGCCGAGGCCAAAGGUCACGGCACAAAGUUCUUCGCCGUAGGUUUAUCGGACAUCGCCCAGCAGAGUCAGAAUAAUGCCAAGCUCCGCGCCAUCGCCAGCACACCUGCUCAGCAGUUUGUCCAGAGUCUUCUUAAUCCUCAGCUGGAGGAGAAGCUGCUCAAAGAGAUGGGCGCAGUCGCAUUUGAAGGGUGUCCACAGGCUCAAGUGUGUUUGUGUGAAAGAGGAGAGAGGGGCCCCCCGGGGAGUCCAGGUAGAAAAGGGGACCCAGGAUUCAGAGGGCCACCUGGUCUAAAAGGAGCGAGGGGAGAGUCUGGAUUGAACGGUCGACCUGGGAGUGAUGGUCCAGAGGGCCGGCCAGGUUAUAAGGGCAACAAGGGGGAGAGAGGAGACUGUGGCACUCCUGGUGAAAAGGGUGACACUGGACCUGAGGGGCCUGCAGGCCAGCGAGGGCCGAAAGGAGAACAGGGCACGAUAGGACUACCAGGAGACAUGGGUGCUGAGGGCCCACCAGGACCGAAGGGAGACCGGGGGCCCAGCGGUGCUUCCGGACCACCAGGGGACAUUGGUAUCGGGUUCCCAGGAGCUAAGGGUGAAAAAGGCAUUCAGGGUAGACCAGGUCCCACAGGUCCUGUUGGGAUCGGAGAACCAGGACUACCAGGUCCCCCAGGACCACCCGGUGCACAAGGAAACCCCGGACCACCUGGAGAGGGGUUUCCAGGACCGAAGGGUGAUCGAGGAUACGAAGGUCCCAGGGGCAAUCGUGGACUUCCCGGUGUUGGGGUCAAAGGUGACAAGGGCAAUCUGGGCCCGCCUGGGAUUCCAGGUCCAGUUGGCGCUCCUGGUUUAGGACUUCAAGGAGAAAAGGGUGAUCUCGGCCCAGUCGGACCUGCAGGCCCCAGAGGACUUCAAGGUAUUGGAAUAACAGGACCAAAGGGGAAUCAGGGAGUCCCAGGUGAAGCUGGACUGCCAGGUGAGAGAGGUGUGGGCGAACCAGGACCCAAAGGUGACCCAGGGUCUGAGGGGUUACCAGGUAUACCGGGUCAGGCAGGAGAGGAUGGAGCCCCGGGACAAAAGGGUGACAUUGGGUUACCGGGGCCGAGGGGACCUGACGGGGCUCCUGGUAAAGGUGCACCUGGAGAGAGGGGGGACAGAGGUGACAGAGGGACCAGAGGUCAGCCAGGUGCAGUGGGUCCUGUGGGGCCAAUGGGGGCAAAGGGGGAACCAGGAAAUAUUGGGCCACCGGGAAAAACUGGACCACCAGGGAGGGGUAUACCUGGUGCCAAGGGAGAACCAGGUCCAGGAGGUGCACCUGGAGCUGUGGGCGAGCCAGGGACAGGUUUACCUGGACCCAAGGGAGACAGAGGGUCACCAGGCCCUGCUGGGCCACCUGGACAGAAAGGUGACGGUUACUCCGGCCCUCCGGGACUUCCAGGGCCUCCAGGUCUGACGGGAGAAACUGGACCAGAUGGCAUCGGUUUACCUGGACCAAAGGGAGACAGAGGCUUGCCUGGACCUCCUGGACCUGCUGGACCCCCAGGGAUCGGCCUACUUGGUUCUAAGGGUUCAGUUGGCCGAACGGGACCACCUGGUCCACAGGGGUUACCUGGAGAGGGCAUCCAAGGACAAAAGGGGGAGCCUGGAUUUCAGGGGAUCCCCGGCCCCAGAGGUCCUCCUGGACAAGGUCUGCAGGGGGACAAGGGGGAUCGAGGGUUCAGAGGUGAAAAAGGCAAAAAGGGAGAAAGAGGAGAACCUGGAGAGGCAGGAGCCAGCGGACCCUUGGGCAGAGUGGGACAAAAGGGAGAGCCUGGACUUACAAGGGAAGAAAUCAUCAAAAUAGUGCGAUCCAUCUGUAGUUGUGGAGUGAUAUGUCGCCAGACCCCCUUGGAGCUCGUGUUUGUGAUCGACAGCUCUGAGAGCGUCGGCCCCGACAACUUCAACGUGAUCAAAGACUUUGUGAACAGUUUGAUCGACCGAGCGUCGGUCAGCCGGGACACCACCCGGGUGGGGGUGGUCCUUUACAGCCACAUCAACAUGGUGGUGGUCAGCCUCAGACAGGAAGCCACUCGUGACGAGAUCAAGUCUGCGGUGCGCUCAAUGACCUACCUGGGCGAGGGUACGUUCAUGGGCAGCGCCAUCCAACAGGCCAACCAGGUGUUCAAGGCGGCGCGGCCAGGUGUGAGGAAGGUGGCCAUCAUCAUCACGGACGGACAGGCCGACAAAAGAGACGCGAUCAGUCUGGAGAGCGCCGUGUCGGAAGCUCAAGGAAGCAACAUUGAGAUGUUUGUGAUCGGGGUGGUGAAUGAGAGCGACCCCCUGUACGAGGAGUUCAGGAUGGAGCUCAAUCUCAUGGCCACCGACCCAGACAGCGACCACGUGUACCUGAUAGACGACUUCAAAACCCUUCCAACUCUGGAGAGGAAGCUGCUGAGUCGUAUCUGUGAGGACGGAGAGAGACAAUUGUUCAGCUCCAUCCCGAGCUCCAGACUGCCUCCAGGAAUCCCUGAGGUCUCCGGUAACGUUCGAGAACCUCCAUACAGGACCGAUACAGAUACACCCACCUUCACAGGAGACUUCAGGAGAGUUCAGAUGGUGCCCGGCCCUCCAGCGUCACACCUGGACAGAGAACCCAUCACUCCACAGAGACCCAAGACGGACGACAGAUCCUCCACAGAAAUUCAGAGAUUUCCACUCUUCGACAGGGAGCCCUUCAGACCUGUAACAGAGUUCCUCCCACAGUUCGACAUAAAGGACCCCAACAACCACAUGGUGAUGACGGGAGCCAUCGGACCGGCGGGUCCCACUCUGAGGACCCCGCCUGAGGAGAAGACACCACCACCGCUACCACCGACUCCUGUGCUGCUGCCUUCAGACACCAACGGAUCAGAGCGCUGUGGCCACCUCCUGGAUCCAGGACCUUGCCGGGACUAUGUGGUUAAGUGGUACUACGACGCAGCAGCUAAUUCCUGCGCUCAGUUCUGGUUCGGAGGCUGUCUAGGAAACAGCAACCAGUUCGAGACCGAGAAGAGCUGCAGGGAAACCUGCGUCAAGGUCUAACAUGCACGCGCCUGUAGUCACGAACACGUAUGUAAAUGCUCAAAAACAUUUUGCUGUGGCUUCACGUCACAAAGUUCACUUCAACUUCAGUGCCUUAGUAUUUUACUGGUAGCUACUUUGACAGAGUUAGGCCAAAUAAACAGCAAAUGUUGCAAGAGGCAUCAAAAAACCAAAUUAGCCUAAAAUGGAGAUAAGGUUUUAAAUUGCUCAGUAGGCUAAGUGCGAUAAAAUGUGUUUUUUUCCUGUCGGCCAGAAGGAUUUGUGUAUUAAUUGUGUUAAUCAAGCCCAGCUAAUACAGAGAAAAUGAUGUCUGUGAUGUUACUUACACUAUUGAACAGUUCUGUAAAAAAUAAAAUUU
This is a messenger RNA of Chelmon rostratus (copperband butterflyfish), 4089 nucleotides long. It is a transcript of the gene col28a1b, whose product is annotated as collagen, type XXVIII, alpha 1b. Bases 138 to 3731 code for a protein of 1197 amino acids. Gene Ontology annotation, molecular function: serine-type endopeptidase inhibitor activity. The record is from RefSeq and is a predicted model, not a curated record. The transcript has 35 exons. Lineage: Eukaryota; Metazoa; Chordata; Actinopteri; Chaetodontiformes; Chaetodontidae.